Messenger RNA from Lodderomyces elongisporus, 2241 nucleotides. RefSeq lists its product as uncharacterized. Gene Ontology annotation, cellular component: mitochondrion. The transcript has a single exon. NCBI's taxonomy places the organism in Eukaryota, Fungi, Ascomycota, Pichiomycetes, Serinales, Debaryomycetaceae. Gene Ontology annotation, molecular function: protein binding; mRNA binding. The record is from RefSeq and is a predicted model, not a curated record. Gene Ontology annotation, biological process: mitochondrial gene expression. Bases 1 to 2241 code for a protein of 746 amino acids.
AUGAUCCCAUGCAGGAGAGUGGUCAGCAGAGCUGGCGUUAAAGGGCUUAUAUUGCCGGCACUUAGUCAAAGAGUAAUUGUGCCGCAUGUCAUUACUCGUUACCAGUCUACUGUUGGUGCUGCUUCUGGCGUUCCCAUCGACAACACUGCAAACGAGCCAAGACAACCAAUCGAAAAUAAAGCCUUGAAAGAUUCAAAGAGUGCCAGAGGUCCCAAGGCGCCAAAAAGACAAAGGCAAGAGAGAAAUGGCGGUAAUGGAGGAGCUAAUAUGCAAGCAUUCAAUCAGAAAGUUAAAGAUGUAACUCAACAAAUAGAGGAGACUUUAAACACAGAUGUCGAAUAUGGCGAACUAAAGAGUAUUUUGGAGGAAGGUAUAACUUUUUUGAGAGACUCUACCGAGGCUAUUGGAAAUACUACUAGGGUCAGUAUCGAGUUGCACAGGGCAUUUACUCCAUUAACCAUUACUUUCUACAACAAGGCAAAGAAUAUAGCUGAUAUCAAUAGUGAAGAAUUACUUGAAUUCCUUAUUAGUAUUGGUCUUGCAAAUCAAUACCAUUUUACUGAUAUUGCACAACAGUUAUUGAAGGAAGCAACGACCAAGCCAGAGAAUUACCAAAAAGUGUUGCAAUAUUGGGUCAGAUUCAGAGAGUACGAGACUACCCACAGAAGUUUUGUUCUUGAUGGAACGCUUCCCGAAGGUGUCGAAUAUGUACAAUUUCAGUUCCCAUCAUUUGCAUACUACUCGUAUGUCAUGAUUUGUGUCCACCAGAAUGCCCCAUACUCAGCACAAGAUGCAAUGAGAUUUUCAUUUAAUGACUCAGUGCCACAUCCAACUAGAGUUAAGCUGAAUCUUGUUGGAGGAAAAUGUUUUGAUAAUACCGAGUUUAAGAGAUUUACUGAUUUCAUUCGUCAAGAAGAGCAAAAGAAUAUUGAUCCUAAUGGACCUCAAGUUAACUCUGACCUAUUCAGACUCAAUGAUGUACACAAGAUUGAUGACUACUACUUAAAGACCGUGGAAAUGUUAAAGGAACGUAAUGAGAAAUUUACUGAGAGAACAUUAACCCGAUUUAUGAACCGGUACUAUUCGAUUGGCAAAUACGAUCGUGUUUUUGCAUUGUUUGAGAAGUUGGUUUCAUCGGGAAUCAAGCCCUCGAUCACUGCGUGGAAUGCAGUGUUGCGCUCCAUCAUUACUCGUGAUACUUUUAGGGACAAAUCAAGUGAAGAGAAAGUGGUAUUGUUGAAGAAGUUUGAAAGGAUGGUUGCCACUAUCAAGGCCAGUGGUGCAAAAUUUGAUGCAGAUACUUUGGGUGCUAUUGUCAAUGCAUAUUGUGUUGCUGGCCAAUUUGAAAGAGCUAAGGAGUGUAUGAAUGAGUAUAAAGAUCUCGGCGUUAGCAAUGUUGCCAAGGAAGAGUACAUGAGAGCUUUGAUCUUCAACGGUCAGAUUCCCGAGGCCGAGGAGAGAUUCCAAGAGUAUAUGAAACAAGAAGAUAGUACCUUUUCGAGAGAUCUUUUGAAUGACUUUUUGGCCCACUACUCAAAGCAAAAAAACUAUAGGGCUAUGUUUGGAAUCAAAGAGUUUAUGGACCGCCACAAUCUCGAACCAAACACAAAGACAUUGACGUUGAUCACACAAGCAUAUAUCCACACCAAUGUCCAGAUGGGAAAGACUCCUGAUAUCAUGGCUUUCUUAAACUCGUUUAAAGGUUCUACAAGAUUUAAUGAAAAUACAUAUACGGUGAUCCUCACUGGUUUGAUCAAAUCGGCCAAUAUUGAAGCAGCAAGAGAGCUUUACAAGGUACUCAAGAAAAAGUAUCCUAACUCGCCUUGGAUUCAAAGUAAUAUGAUCACCAUGGAAAUGUCACUUGGAGAUAUUGCUACUGGUGAAAGGUUGUUUGCACAUUACAUCAAGAACAUCAAGAAUGAUGCUUUUAUUUGGAACACUGCCAUCAAGAACUUGUUGGACCGUGAUGAAAACUUGGCUAUGGAAUAUUACAAUGGUUUGAAAAACCAGGAAAGAUUCAAGCCAAAUAUGCACACUUACCAAUUUGUCUUUGAACACUUUGUUAGGAAGGGCAAUGCAAAGAGAUUGGCAGAGGUGCUUGAUGAUUUAGCAAACAAUCCGUUGAAGGAAUAUGGUACAUUAUCCAAGAUCUUUUACAGAAUCUCGCCAUUGACUGAAAUUCCUAAAGCUGUUGCCGAGAGGGCUAAAUUUGAUGUCAAUAAACGGAAAACGUUCGUGUAA